AUGGCGGAUCACCCCGAGGACGAGGAGUUGGAAUUAACAUACGAAGUCGAAGAUGACGGAGACGCGUUGAAAGUAGGAGAAGGAGAAGCUCAUAACGAGGACGAAGAGGGGAAGCGUAGUGCUGGCGACGGAGCCGCCGGAAGCGGUGGUAACGGCGGUGGCGAAUCCGGCAGCGGUGGCGGCAGCGGAGGUGAUGGCGGAGAACGAGGAGGUCACGGGGGAGGAGAUGGGGCGAUCGCGCACAACGCGCAAUCGGGAGGUAACGCGCAGGAGACGGCGGGGCAAGGGGGAAGCGGAGGCGGAAGUCUAGGCGCUGACGGCCAACCACAAGGAGGCGGAAAUUCCGCCCAAGCGCAUCGUCCCGCGCAGGGCAUGGCGGGGCAAGGGGCAAGCGGAGGCGGAAAUUCCGGCGCGCAGCUGCAACAGCACGGCGGAGGAAUGGGCGGAAAUGCUGGGCAGAUGGCGCAAGGGGAAGGACAGGGAGUGUUUGUGGGGGAUCUGCACUGGUGGACGACAGACGCGGACAUAGAGGCGGGGGCGUCAGAAUUUGGCAAAGUGGUGGGAGUAAAGUUCUUUGAAGAAAAAGCUACCGGGCGAUCUAAAGGGUAUUGUCAGGUUGAUUUCGCCGAUGCAGCAGCGGCGCGUGCUUGUAAAGAGAACAUGGCAGGGCGGCUUUUUAAUGGCCGUCCCUGUAUAGUCACACCCGCCACCCCCCAAACCCUAAGGCACCUUGCUAUGGCUUCCGCCCAACCUGGGCCCCACAUGGGGCCCAUGGGGGGAGGUCCGGGGGGAAUGGGGGGAGGAAUGGGCGGAAUGGGGGGAGGCAUGGGCGGAGGCAUGGGGGGGAUGGGCGGGCCGGGGGGGAUGGGAGGAAUGGGGCCUAUGGGUGGGGGGAGAGGAGGUGGGGGUGGAGGCAUGGGGAACUUUCCUGGAAGAGGUGGGGGUCCGAUGGGGGGGCCGAUGGGAAUGGGGGGAAUGGGGCCAGGUAUGGGGGGUAUGGGGGCAGGGAUGGGUGGAGGAAUGGGGGGAGGAAUGGGGGGAGGAAUGGGAGGGAUGGGAGGGGGGAUGGGAGGGGGGAUGGGUGGAGGGAUGGGGGGAGGUAUGGGGGGAGGUAUGGUGGGUUCUAUGGGUGGUAUGGGCAUGGGAGGGGGCCCAAUGGGUGGGGGAGGGCCAAUGGGGGGAGGAAUGGGAGGAGGCAUGGCAGGAGGCAUGGGGGGAGGCAUGGGGGGAAGCAUGGGGGGAGGCAUGGGGGGAGGCAUGGGCGGAGCGGGCCCUAUGGGGGGAGGUUCUGGGCCAGGCAGAGGCUUUGGGCGCGGGGGGAUGAUGCCUGGGCGAGGCAUGGGGAUGGGGGGAAGAGGGGGAGUCGAUGGGGGAAGGGGGGGAAGAGGAGGGGCAGGCGGGGACUGGGGUGGAGGGAUGGGGGUAGGAGGGGGUAUGGGAAGGGGGGGAGGGGGAAGGGGAGCUGGUACAGGGGGAAUGCCCUUCCCCGGAGGACCCCCUAUGGGGGGAGCCUUCUUUGGAAGAGGAGGGGGAGGGGGAGGAGGGCAGAUGGGAGGAGGCGGAGGGGGGAUGGGCAGUGCAGAUGGUAACAUGGGUGGGUGGGAAGGGGGAGGAGGAAUGGGAGGAGGGGGAGGAGGGUCAUGGGGCGGUGGAGGAGGUGGGGGAGGAGGGGAGGCAGGCAAGGGUGGUGGUGGUGCCGCUGCUGGUGGUGGUCUGAACAGUGCUACAGGAAGUGGGGAGUAUUUUGAAGGGGAGGGAGGAGGGAGCUCCCAUAGAGGAGGGGGCGGGAAAAGAGGAGAGAAUGCGGAGGAAGGGAAUGAAUGA
This is a messenger RNA of Closterium sp. Yama58-4, 1824 nucleotides long. NCBI's taxonomy places the organism in Eukaryota, Viridiplantae, Streptophyta, Zygnematophyceae, Desmidiales, Closteriaceae. The record is from the annotation of a GenBank genome assembly.